Molecule: messenger RNA, 2049 nt
Organism: Puntigrus tetrazona (Sumatra barb)
Lineage: Eukaryota; Metazoa; Chordata; Actinopteri; Cypriniformes; Cyprinidae
Gene: mgat2
Product: alpha-1,6-mannosyl-glycoprotein 2-beta-N-acetylglucosaminyltransferase
Exons: 1
Coding region: 45-1409 (454 amino acids)
Biological process (GO): protein N-linked glycosylation; oligosaccharide biosynthetic process
Cellular component (GO): Golgi stack; Golgi membrane
Molecular function (GO): alpha-1,6-mannosylglycoprotein 2-beta-N-acetylglucosaminyltransferase activity
Source: RefSeq, a predicted model, not a curated record
UCCCGAAUCGUUUCUGCGACCGUCCCGCGAGGCGACUGCCUAUCAUGAGAUUCCGAAUUUACAAGCGUAAGGUGGUAAUACUGACUCUAGUGGUGGUCAUCUGCGGGUUCGCCGUCUGGAAUAGCGGGAAACCCAAGAAGGCGAGCGCCGCCGCGUUUCCCAAAGAGACGGAAGCAGGCAAACGGAGCAGCGUUGGCGGUCAACUCCAAGUACAGGUCACGAUCCCGGUAACCCGUAAGCCCGUCAACGAAACGCUUCCGGAAAAACAGCAAUUACAAAUCCAGGCAGCUGCCAAAUCCGAAGUGGACAACGCAACUCUGGUGUACCGAGGAAUCGUCUUUCAGCUCAACUUCGACCAGACCCUAAGAAACGAGGAGAAAUUUCGCUCCCUGCGGCAGAAGGACGACUUGGUCGUCGUCGUCCAAGUUCACAACCGCCCCGAAUACCUGCGCCUGCUGGUGGACAGCUUGAGGAAAUCGAAAGGAAUCGAGAACGUCUUGCUGAUAUUCAGCCACGACUUCUGGUCGCCGGAAAUCAACCGGAUCGUGGCGUCCGUCGACUUCUGCUUGGUCCUUCAGAUAUUCUUCCCUUUCAGCAUCCAGCUCUACCCUCAAGAGUUCCCCGGGAACGACCCCAGGGACUGCCCUCGAGACAUUCCCAAGAAAGAUGCCUUAACCCUGGGCUGCUUAAACGCGGAGUACCCGGACUCCUUCGGACACUACCGGGAAGCCAAGUUCUCGCAGACCAAACACCAUUGGUGGUGGAAGCUGCACUUCGUUUGGGAUCGAGUCCGAGUCUUGAAGGAGCACCGAGGACUCUUAUUGCUCAUCGAGGAGGACCACUACCUCGCCCCCGAUUUCUACCAUCUCCUCAAACUCAUGGCCUCCCUCAAGAAAGAGCAGUGUCCCGACUGCGACAUCUUAUCCCUAGGGAGCUACGGACACGUCGGCUACUCCAGCAAAGCCAACAAAGUGGAGGUGAAGGCGUGGAAGUCCACCGAGCAUAACAUGGGAAUGGCGCUGAACCGAGACACCUACCAAAAACUCCUCAGAUGCACCGAUGCCUUCUGCACCUACGACGACUAUAACUGGGACUGGUCGUUGCAGCACCUUACCGUGACCUGUUUGCCCGCGUUCCUGAAGGUCAUGGUCAGCGAGGCGCCCCGCGUCUUCCACGCCGGCGACUGUGGCAUGCACCACAAGAAGUCGGCUUGCAUGCCGUCCAGCCAGAAGACGAAAAUUGAGAAUGUUCUCCAGAGCAGCGGGAACCAGUUGUUUCCCAAACAGCUGCUCAUUACAAAGAGACUCCCAGCUUCCGGAGCCAAGGGAGUGGCUCCUCACGUCAAAAACGGAGGCUGGGGAGACAUCAGGGACCAUGAACUCUGCAAGAGCUACCUUCGAUUGCAGUGACUUUGUAUUGUUUUUGUUGUUUGUUUGUUGUUGUUUUUUUUUGCAUCCUCUAAUGAAAGCCUUUAAAAGUUCUUAACGGACUAUUUCUUCCUAUUGCCUGUUUUAUUGAGAUAUUCCAAAUAAAAAAAGUAUGUGACGUUUGGAUUUGGUGGUUAUGAGCAUCAUUGAAGUAUUAUCACUGUUGUCAUAUUAUCUAUUAUUAAACAGCAUUUUUGUGCCAUUUCGGAGACGACGUUUGUAUGUAUGAUUUUACGAUCUGCAAAAGCAUGGUUUUUCUUAUAAUUAUGUGUAUAUUUGUGUAUGUAUAUCUACAAACAGUGUACUUUUGAUCAUAGUUCCACCUUCUGUUUAAGGUUAUGCUAAAACGACUGGGCUAUUUUUGAUAUGCAGAUUAACUAUUUUCUAUUUGCUUGAAUGUAACUGACCGUUUUCCAGGUGUAAGGUUCUGCUUCAUAUUGAACGUAUUCCAGUAUUAGAAUGGUUUUGAAGCUUUUGCAAGACAUUAAAAUUGCAUUGACUAUCUCGCAGUCCUCCUUAGCCCCUUAUAGAUGCUUUGUCCCAUUUUCACAAGUUUCGUAUCUCUUGGCCUCAAUCUUCACAGAUCUAACAAAGUGUGGGAAAAUAAAGCCUUUGGAGUUGG